AUGUCUAACAAUAUAGUGAACUCAUCCCAAAAUGAAAGUCGGGAAGAAAAAGAAAAACAAGAGAAAGCAAAAUGGGAUGACAAGGGAACUGAGGUUUUUAUCAAGAUUUGUGUUGCUGAGACGUUAGGUGGUAAUCGACCAAGUAGUCAUUUUAAUAAGGUUGGAUGGAAAAAUGUUAUAAAGAAGUUUAAUGAUAUUACUAAAAGGAACUACGACUAUAGACAAUUGAAGAACAAAUGGACUGGACUUAAGAAAGAAUGGCAGUUAUGGACAAGUUUGGUUGCAAAAGAGACUGGCUUAGGAUGGGAUCCUGUGAAGCAAACAAUCAAAGCUACCGAUGAAUGGUGGGAUAAGAAAAUAAAGGAGAAACCUGAGGUUGCAAGAUUUCGAACACAUGGAUUGAAACAUGUUGACCAGUUAGAUAUUUUGUUUAAAGAUGUUGCUGUCACGGGUGAAUGCGCUUGGGCACCCUCACAAGGUUUUGUGGUAGAGGAUGUUGACAAUGGUCCAGCUAUAGGAGAACAUAAUAAAGAGAUUCUGGUUGAGGAUCAGGAUGAGUUUGGGGAUCCUACUGAUCUUAAUGCUGGACUUGAUGAAAUAGUUGAUGUUGAAACUGACAAUAAAAGGAAAAGAGAUUCGAAAAGACCUGGAGUUGGGGUUAAGGUGACGAAGCGGUUAGAUUCUAUUUUACAUGCAAUUGAACAUCGAAGUAGCACUUUUAAAAGUAAAGACAAGGCUGGUUGUAGCAUUGAGGAAGUGAUGCAGGUGGUUGAAGGAAUUCCAGAAAUUGUCAAUGAUGAUGACCUUUUCAUGAAAGCUGCUGAUAUCUUAACUGAAAGAAAAAAUAGGGAGAUGUUUAUUGCGUUAAAACAACCAAACCGACAAGUGAUGUGGCUUACAAACAAGAAAAUGCUUAUAUUGUUUUGCUUAUUUGGUUUUUUCAAUUGUACAGACAUGAGUUCAAGCAACAGUGAUGGUGAUAAUACUGACUCUUUGUCAGAUGAUAGUGAUGAUGAAUUUUAUGACUUAAUAUCUGUAGGGUGUGUGAUGGUUGUGUCUGAAUGGCUUAAAUAUGUUGAUAAAGAACCAUGUAGGACUUCAUCUCAUACUGGUUAUAAAUGGGUAAUUGAAGUUUUGAAUGGCCAUGAGGUAAGGUGUCAUGAACAAUUUAGGAUGGAAAAACAUGUGUUUAAGAAAUUGUUGGAGACCCUUACAAGUACCUAUGGUUUGAAAGAAGGUGGAGAAAUACCAUUACUAGAGGCUUUAGCAAUGUUUCUUAUCACAUUAGGUCAUGGCUUUACUAAUAGAAUGGUACAAGAAAGGUUCCAGCAUUCAGGGGAUACUGUGUCAAGGUGGUUUGGGAUAAUAUUAGAAGCUAUAUCUCGAAUGGCUACUGAUCUCAUAAGUCCUAGUGAUCCUGAAUUCAAAAGAGUUCCAAAGAAAAUUAAAGAUGAUAAUCGAUAUUGGCCAUACUUUAAAGAUUGCAUUGGGGCAAUUGAUGGAACACAUGUACCAGUUGUUGUGCCUAGAGAAAGGCAAGUACCUUAUAUUGGUAGAAAAGGCAUUACUACCCAAAAUAUCAUGGCUGUAUGUGAUUUUAACAUGUGCUUUACAUUUGCUUGGGCUGGAUGGGAGGGUGCUGCUCACGAUGCACGUAUAUUUAUGGAGGCCUUAAGAAUACCGACACUGAAAUUUCCACAUCCACCUACUGGCAAAUAUUAUCUGGUUGAUGCUGGCUAUCCACAAAUGAAAGGAUAUUUAGGCCCUUAUAGGGGUGAGCGAUAUCAUCUUCCGGAUUUCCGACGAGGAAGCCAACCAAGAGGGAAAAAAGAAAUCUUCAAUCACAGACAUUCAUCUCUAAGAUGCACAAUUGAAAGAACAUUUGGUGUUUGGAAAAACCGAUGGAGAAUGGUACGUCAAAUUCAUAAUUUUCCUUUGGAAAAACAAGUACAAGUCGUUAUCGCUUCAAUGGCUCUCCAUAACUUCAUAAGAAUUCAUUCAAUGAUGGAUGUAGAGUUCCAACCAUAUGAUGAUGAUGAAGAGUUACUUCCCCAAACAGAUGAUGGAAGGACUAGUAUGGAAGAGACUAUUGUACAAGAAAAUGUAACCCGUGCACGAGAGAUGGAUGACGAACGCGAGACAAUUGCAAAUCUUCUUAUGUCUAUUUGA
Molecule: messenger RNA, 2169 nt
Organism: Prunus armeniaca (apricot)
Lineage: Eukaryota; Viridiplantae; Streptophyta; Magnoliopsida; Rosales; Rosaceae
Source: the annotation of a GenBank genome assembly